AUGUCUGGAUCUGACACUUGUGCCCUCAAUGCUGAUGGUUCUCUUAAGGAUGCCAAGGAUAUUGUAUUUUACAAUGAUCCUGAUGAUACUGUCCCUCUUCCACCCUCUGCUGAGUCUGCGCCACCCUCUGCCGAAUCUGCGGCUGCCCCCACAGAUGCCUUCUCAGUGUUACUGAAGGCUGGGUGCAAACCAGCACCACUUACUGUGGGUGCUCGACGCUCCAUUCGUACCUCUAAGCCCUCUGCUCGCCUCCGUGAUGCCAACAACACUUGUUCUAACCAAGUUUACAAAAAGGUGGUGUUGCAGCUCUCAGCUCCAUUAUCUGACGAUGAUGACUCUCAUGUCACUGGUGCUGAGUCUGCCAACAUGGAUCAUGAUACUGACACCAACGAUGCACCUGCUGAAGAUCAACCUGAAGAUGAAGAUGAAGAAGCUGAACCUGAAGAUGCCACCAUCUGA
Molecule: messenger RNA, 459 nt
Organism: Suillus subalutaceus
Lineage: Eukaryota; Fungi; Basidiomycota; Agaricomycetes; Boletales; Suillaceae
Exons: 2
Coding region: 1-459 (152 amino acids)
Source: RefSeq, a predicted model, not a curated record